AUGCAGGACAACUCAUUUCGAGAUAUUUCGAGCAUUUGCCCAUUUAAACAUGUACACGUUGAUCUUUGCUGCUGCACCAUUUUGACUUCUUCAGGAGCAAGUGAAUUUGCGAGGCCCUAUGCUGGCACCGAGCUCAUUCGCUUCGACCGGCUACGGUAUGGUGGCCGCUCACAGGCAAGAAUCUCACUCGAAAGCAAAACAAAAAGGGAGAGUGCGCCUUUGUCGCAGGCAUCUGGGGACAAUCCGCUUUUGGAGCAGGAUGCACAGUUCCUGUGCUUGGAUGGUGCUGUCGCACUUGCCACCAGCUCGCGUCUGGCAGUUUACCGUUUCCAGUUGCACGUGCAGGUAGCCUCCUCGAGCAAGCGCGUUUACGUUUGGGAUGUGGCCGCUGAGAAGGUUUUAGCCGCUGCCAGUGGUCACUCACGGCCCAUCAGCUGCUUGCGGCUGGCUCAGCCGCUGCCCCAGAGCACGGAGCCUUCCGUGGUCCCGACAUCUCAAGGAGUGCCGCUGCUUCAGAGGCUGAGCCCUUGCUUGCGCUACUUGGGCGCCCCUUCGGAAGACGGAUCCGUUUGCGUCGCGCGCUUGGCAGACGCAGCAGUGGCAGUUGACUUACAGCCUCGCACGGGCUCGAUGGUCUCUGCGGGUUUCGAUGGCAUGGUGGAGUACCCAGAGGAGACAGAGAUCACACCGCUGGGUGUGGAGGGAGAUUAUGUGGCGCCUGCAGCAAGGGACUUGUACUUCGCCCAGGAGCCAAAUCUCAUCGCGCCUUUUGAUUUCGAUUACGAGACGAUCAUCAACUUUACGACAAAUUUGAGAUGGGCCCAGCUGCUGUUUCUCCCUCCGGCCUGGUUCUCGGUGGCCUGCUGCUACCCGUGCUUCCUGCAGCAAAACGUGGAGUGGGAGGUGAGGUCGCAGCACGUAGCGCUGACCGUAGACGGCAUCAGGUUUGUGAAGGAAAAGCGGAAAUCAAUGUGCGGCCUGCCAUGCACCGACAAGGGCCGCGAAAGCAAGACUGUGCCGUAUGACAAGAUUACGGACUGUGACGUGAUGGAACCCGCUGGAACAGCGUGUUGCUGUUGUAUUCCGAGACUUGCCUGCAGCACAGAUUUGUGUUUGGCUGAGAAGAAUCUGGUAACGUUAGUUUGUGGAACUUGUCAUUGGGUUUCAACUGUUUCCAAUUCGACAUUUCUGUGA
Molecule: messenger RNA, 1194 nt
Organism: Effrenium voratum
Lineage: Eukaryota; Dinophyceae; Suessiales; Symbiodiniaceae
Source: the annotation of a GenBank genome assembly